AGUGUGCGCUUUAGUUGUCUGAAAGUGUUGCCUUAGCGAGACUGGCCAAUGGAACGACUGCAGGCAAUUUCAGCCGUAGCGGAUUGGAAUAUACUUCCACAAGUUUAUGGUGACCUUACAUUACAUUUGGCAGAGCAUCAAAAAUUCGCAAACGCUGUGUUUGAAGGGCACUGAAGAAUACUCCAGCUAGACACGGAUUUGAGUGCUCACUCCUCGGCUGUUGACUUUAUUUAAAAAAUAAGAUAAAAAACAGGACCAUGUCUGGGUUCGGUCGUUCUUUCAAUUUUCUCAGAAACACACUGAGACCUCAGAUCAUCUCCAAGGCUAAUAUUUCGGCGAAGCCAGCGAAGCAUGUUGUAACUACGGGCGAACAAGCAAUUGCAAUGGUCACCAUGUUUGUCACCAUCUUGGUGCCAUCGGGGUGGAUCCUCGCUCACUUGGAAGAAUACAAGAAGCAAUGAAGUGACCCAGAAUGACAGCUCACCAGGAGAGCCCCAGCCUAAUCCUCAAAUACACAGCUUCAGUGACCUUAUCGAAGAAAUGAAUGUACUGACACCAUGAAUGCUUUCAAAAGGUCCUUGAUUAAACUUAGAAAAGAAAAA
This is a messenger RNA of Megalops cyprinoides (Indo-Pacific tarpon), 602 nucleotides long. Its product is annotated as cytochrome c oxidase subunit 8B, mitochondrial. The record is from RefSeq and is a predicted model, not a curated record. The transcript is spliced from 2 exons. Gene Ontology annotation, cellular component: mitochondrion. Gene Ontology annotation, biological process: mitochondrial electron transport, cytochrome c to oxygen. The coding region runs from base 258 to 461 and encodes 67 amino acids. Lineage: Eukaryota; Metazoa; Chordata; Actinopteri; Elopiformes; Megalopidae.